AUGGCGGAGGGGCGGACGCCGCACGCAGCGCCGGCACAGAGAGCUCUGGCGGCGUCGGCUCGGCGUCGGCUCGGUGUCGCAGCCCCACGGAGGCCCCGCUGGCGCAGCCCCACAGCGACCCUCAGCCCUAUGGUGACCUUCAGCCCCACAGCGACCUUCAGCCCCACAACAACCCUCAGCUCCACAUCGACCCUCAGCCCCCUGGCGACCUUCAGCCCCACAUCAGCUCUCAGCCCCACAACGACCUUCAGCCCCACAGCAACCUUCAGCCCCACAUCAGCUGUCAGCCCCACAACGACCUUCAGCCCCACAGCGACCCUCAGCCCUACGGUGACCUUCAGCCCCACAGCGGCCUUCAGCCCCACAACAACCCUCAGCUCCACAUCGACCCUCAGCCCCCUGGCGACCUUCAGCCCCACAGCGACUCUCAGCCCAACAACGACCCUCAGCCCCACAGCGACCCUCAGCCCUAUGGUGACCUUCAGCCCCACAGCGACCUUCAGCCCCACAGCAACUCUCAGCCCCACAUCAGCUCUCAGCCCCACAACGACCUUCAGCCCCACAGCGACCCUCAGCCCCCACUCGCGGAGCCCCACAGCGACAGCGAUGGGGGCACAGAGGUGGAACGGGCAGCCAAUGCACAGCCCGUGUGUAGGGCAGAGCCCCCCUGUGGGGCAGAGCCCAUCUGUGGGGUCGGCAGUGUGGGGCUGCCCCACAUCCCGAGCGCCAUGGGGCCGCAGAUGGCAGCGGAGCUCAGCGCCGUGCUGGGGGGGGACGCUGAGCUGCUGCAGGUAAUGCUGGAAUGGCCCUGCGACCCACACCAAAGCCACCCCAAUCCACCCCAAAU
Phasianus colchicus (ring-necked pheasant) is the source of this 847-nucleotide messenger RNA. NCBI's taxonomy places the organism in Eukaryota, Metazoa, Chordata, Aves, Galliformes, Phasianidae. The record is from RefSeq and is a predicted model, not a curated record.